UGUGUCCAAGAAAUCUCUCCCACUGAAAACGUACUGACAGAGUUAAAGAAACCUGCAGCUGAAAACGCAAACCAUGUUUACCCGAACUAACGCUCCAUGUUUGUCCCGGAAAAACGGCAUAUGGAAAGCAGUCGGUUCUGUAAUGAAUUUCCAUCGGUCGAGUGGUUUGACUGGGAUGUCCUCACAGUGGCUCCAAACGACUAGCAUGACCCUCCUCCCCCCUCUCCAAAUGACUUCUAACCUGGCAUGAUGGUUAAUGAUCAGUGUGCCACUUCUAGCGUCUCCCAAAUGUCUGUCGUCCCGCGCUUUACACAAACGGCUGUUCCGAAGGUUUCCUGAGCAUGAUGUGAUAAGCGAUGCAGCAGCCAAAAAACAAAAGCUGACGGAUCAAAGGAGAGCGUCCGGAUAAACCACAUCCAGGCUCAACACUGGUGUGGAAUGUCAUCUCAGAACACACUGCUUCUCAGAAUUUGUCUCAAAAGGUCUGCAAAAGACUAAACCGAGUGCCGAAGAAGAAGAAAACACAUUUCCUUUGUGAGAAACUGGAAACUGGAAGUGUGCUGUUACUGGUUUUCGCUGUUCCAGUGGUCUGCAUGGUCCCUGCAGCUCCACCUUGUCAGAUAGCUUUAGGUGGAAAGUGCUGUUCACAGCAACAGCACAAGUCAUUCCCGCAUGGUGCAUUAUGUCAAAAGGCAGUGAUGGACCAGUCAUCAGUACAGAUGCCUCCAUGUGAUUAUAAGCCUGAGCCCUACCAGGGCAUGUCUAAGGAGCGCUUGCUACAGAUCCGCCAGCACAAGUGCAAUCCCAUGACCACGAAGGUGACGUACUACCAGAGACCUGUCUUCAUCCACCACGGCUACAUGCAGUGGCUAUGGGAUAUGGACGGCAGACGCUACCUCGACAUGUUUGCGGGGGUUGCCACUGUCAGUGUGGGGCACUGUCACCCGAAAGUGAGAGAAGCUACAGAGAAACAGCUGGGGCGUUUGUGGCACACCUCAGCCAUCUACGUCCACCCUCAGAUUCAGGAGUAUGCUGAGAAACUCACCUCCCAUCUGCCAGAGCCCCUCAGGGUAGUUUAUCUAACAAACAGUGGCUCAGAGGCCAAUGACCUGGCUCUGCUCAUGGCACGUCUGCACACUGGCAACUACGCCAUCACCACACUACGAGGUGCGUACCACGGCGGGAGUGGGAUGACCAUUGACCUCACCUCCAACGCAGCCUACAAGUUCCCAGUGACCUCCGGGCAGGGCUGUCAUUCCACCAUGUGUCCUGAUGUGUUUAGGGGACCAUGGGGAGGAAGUCACUGUCGAGAUUCUCCUGUUCAGACUACCCGAGAAUGCAAUUGUUCCCCAGGUCAGUGUCUGGCCAAUAACAAAUACAUCGAUCAGCUGAAGGAAGUGUUUGCCACCUGUGUGCCCCACCAAAUCGCAGGGUUGUUCGCAGAGCCCAUCCAGGGAGUAGGAGGAGUGGUCCAGUACCCCAGGAAUUUCCUGAGAGAUGCGUACAAGCUGGUGCGGGAGAAGGGUGGGAUCUGCAUCGCUGACGAGGUACAGACUGGUUUCGCUCGCACAGGAAGUCACUAUUGGGGCUUCCAGGGUCAUGAUGUAAUUCCCGACAUGGUUACCAUGGCGAAAGGCAUAGCUAAUGGAUUCCCGAUGGGAGCUGUGGUGACUACUGAAGAGAUUGCCCGCUCGUUUGGGAAGGGACUUCACUUCAACACGUUCGGAGGAGGCCCUCUCUCCUGCGCGGUCGCCUCCUCGGUGCUGGACGUGAUCAAAGAGGAUGGUCUUCAGGAGACGUGUGAGGAGGUCGGCACGUACCUGCUAGAGCAGCUGGCCAAACUGAGGGACAAGCACGAGAUCGUUGGUGACGUCCGGGGGAAAGGCCUGAUGAUUGGCGUGGAGAUGGUUAAAGAUAAAGUGAGCAGAGACCCUCUUCCACCUGAGCACAUGGAUGAGAUUUUUGAAGACACCAAGGACAUGGGAGUGCUGAUCGGGAAAGGAGGAAACUAUGCACAGGUCUUCCGUCUUAAGCCACCCUUGUGCGUCACUAAAGCGGACGCAGACUUCUUCUUGGCUGUGUUUGACCAGGCUCUGCAGAACUACACAGAGAGAAGAUGAGCAGGAACCAGCGUCAGACCCUACCUGACCAGUCCUGCUUCCAAUCCACCCCGUUAACUGUCCCCUUCCACUGGAAAAGAUAAAUCGCCUCUGGAAAUGUCAGCUUAGUCUGGCUCUCUUCCAGAUCACCUCCACACCUGCCCUUUUCCUCUUAUUAGGACAGUUCAGUACCGGGCCCGAACACUGACCACUGAACGCUGACCCAGAGCCACCCUCGAGAGGACGGACCAAUACUGGGCUUACUGCCGUAUUCCUGCUAGAUCAGUCGGGUGUAGAUGCCAUCUAUGGUCUUCACCUGACCAGUUACACACACAGCUAAUAUGCCAAUGUACUUGAAUAACUGAGGUCUUUACCGGCUUCCAAGAGUGACUAAUUAAUGAAGGUAGGCUUGAAAUGACGUAAUUACAAACUCUAAUGAAUGAAACUAAAAAUACCUCAUUACUAAUAACGUUAAGUAAGGAAAACAGGAGUUUGUGCACAAAGUAAAUAGAAAUGUAGCUAACAAUAAAACUUAAGAUUUAAACAA
Electrophorus electricus (electric eel) is the source of this 2646-nucleotide messenger RNA. The record is from RefSeq and is a predicted model, not a curated record. Lineage: Eukaryota; Metazoa; Chordata; Actinopteri; Gymnotiformes; Gymnotidae.